GUUGUAUCUCUAACUGUCGUUUAUCAAUCUAGGCCCUGGAAAAAGGACCGAAAGAAAGCCGUUUUCGAUUUUCUUUUCUCCCCUUCUCUGACUGCCGUUUCUUGUUUGUGAUAAACCGUCCCUUUGCCAGCUCGCCCCCAUUCGACUUUUUCUCCUCCUUCGCUGUCAUCAUCAUCAUGCCACAAGAAGUUUACUGUGUGUAUUUAUUUGAUUUGGUGAAAAUCCAUUUUCAUCGUCGUUUAAAUGAAGAAUCUUGUUCUUCGAUUACCCCAUGAAAGUAAAAGAACUUCAACUUCGAAAUCCCUUUAAAUUUCUUCCCCAUAACCCCACGAAAAUGACAUUUUGUGGGUAGUUUAUACAACGAAUUGUUCCACCCACCACUACCCCUUUUCACCUCAACUUCUAGGGUGCUAUAAUCUUCCCAAUUUCGUAAAUCUCGAAAGAAUUUCGCCAUUUCUGUACAGAGUUUUGUUUAAUUUCAAUUAUUUUGUGAAAAAAUCGUUCCUUUCUUCUAUUUCUUUUCGGUUCCGACCCUUAUGCUUGAACCCAAUUCGAUUUAAGAAGAAAAGAAAGAAAGAGAGCAUAAGGGUCUUGUCCAUGGCGUCGAUUCCUGCAGGUCCGAGCUCGGGAUCGAGUUCGAGUUCUGGGUUUCAGUCCCCUUUCGGUGAUACGACUUUCACCAAAGUGUUCGUUGGUGGGCUUGCUUGGGAGACUCAGAGUGAAACCAUGCGUCAAUACUUCGAGCAAUUUGGAGAGAUUCUUGAAGCUGUUGUGAUCACUGAUAAAAACACCGGCCGAUCCAAGGGUUAUGGUUUCGUGACUUUCCGUGAUCCUGAAUCUGCUUCAAAAGCAUGUGUAGAUCCAGCUCCGGUCAUUGAUGGUAGACGGGCGAAUUGUAAUUUAGCUUCACUUGGACGCCCUCGUCCUGCACUUUCUUUUGGACGUGUAUCACCAACAAUAUCUUAUGCAGGAGGUGUGCAAACUGCUCGUGUGCCUUCUAUAGGAAGCUAUGGCUACCAACAACAACCACCACUUUUUUAUGGCUACAGACAAGGAUUAAUGUAUCCCUCAUACCCCAGGUAUGGAACGUAUAGUCCAGAAUAUGUCUAUCCACAGGGCGUAUACAAUCCGUAUUCAAGUCAGCAGUAUCUUCAAGUAUACGGAGCAGUUAACCCGCCCAGCAUGUAUCCAUACAAUCAAAUGGGUCAAAUAGCUCCAAGUGGUCAUGGUUACACGGCCUAUCCAGGUUAUAAUACAUUACCAGGUCAUCAAAUUGUGCAAUUCGGUGGGCCAAAUGUAAAUGCAGCUACUACUACUUCAUCCAUUCGGUCAAUUCAAGCAGCAUAUCCAACAGGUGUUGUAGCACCUGUUCAAGGACAGCAAUUUGAUGAAGGUCUGAUUAAAAGGUAUCCUUAG
Molecule: messenger RNA, 1416 nt
Organism: Lactuca saligna
Lineage: Eukaryota; Viridiplantae; Streptophyta; Magnoliopsida; Asterales; Asteraceae
Source: the annotation of a GenBank genome assembly